Microthlaspi erraticum is the source of this 372-nucleotide messenger RNA. The record is from the annotation of a GenBank genome assembly. Lineage: Eukaryota; Viridiplantae; Streptophyta; Magnoliopsida; Brassicales; Brassicaceae.
AUGGGACCUCACAGUUGGGUUGCAACCUCAACGUCCUCUUCAUACUCACUCGACGAAAACACCAUCAGAGAUGGUGAGUACGGUAUGCCGAGCCACUGUUACUGCGGUGGAAGGGUCAUCAGGGAAACGUCUCGCACCGAACAAGACCCUGGGAAAAUAUACUUCUCCUGCGAAUUCCGAGCGCGGGUUUCUGGGGAAGUUGAGAGUCUUCAAACUCACCACCGUGCCGGAAUGGAGGAGUUAAUCUCGGAGCUGAAGGACGGCGAGCUAACAUUCAUCAUCAUGGACAUGCGUAUUGCGGAGAAACGUAUUGCCGACCUGAAGGAAGAACAAGAACAGAGCAAAGCGGAGAUAAUAGGUUGGAGUUGGUGA